UUCCCCAGUAGCGAGCAGCAGUGUGUGAAUGUGGCAGCUGAGGCAGACAGGGAGGGGUAGAAAGACUGACCACACACCGGAUUUUAUCUAUUUUUCCUUUAUUUUUCCUCUCCUCGGAGUCCGGUAUUUACAGAUAACAAUCCGACACGGCUGUAAACUUGUUCCUCGGUGAAGAAACCCGGGCUGCCGCUGCUUUUCUGUGGGACUGGCGGCUGUGGUUGUGAAAACAGUCCAGAAGAAAGAAGAAACAACAUGGGGCGAUAAUCACAGAAAAGGUGCUCUGUUGUGAACCGACGAUGACUCCCUGGGAGGACCCGUGAAGCUUUAUUUAUUUUUAUUUAUUCCUGCCCCGUGUCCUCUUCUUGUUUUAUUCCUCUUUUUUUCUCGAAUAUACCCCCCUCCCGUAGCUGGUUCGGGAGGUUUUUUUUUUUUUUUUUUUUAUCGCGAAGGGAUACGUUCCAGGCGGACUGCAGAGAUGGACCAAGCCGGCAUCCUGAGAAAGUUUAUCCAGGGGGUGAAGGCCAUGAGCGAGGGGGACGAGGAGAGGGGAGAGGACAACUUCGGCAGCGACUUCAUGCGGUUGCGACGGCUAUCGACCAAGUACCGGACGGAGAAGAUCUACCCGACCAACGUGGGAGAACGAGAGGAGAAUGUCAAGAAGAACAGAUAUAAAGAUAUACUGCCAUUUGACCACAGUAGAGUAAAGCUGACAUUAAAAACAACCAAUCAGGACACAGAUUACAUCAAUGCAAACUUCAUCAAGGGUAUGGAUGGCCCAGAGGCCUACAUCGCAACUCAGGGCCCGCUGCCGAACACUGUCAUUGACUUCUGGAGGAUGAACUGGGAGUACAAUGUAGCUGUUAUCGUAAUGGCCUGUCGAGAAUUUGAGAUGGGAAGGAAAAAGUGUGAACGGUAUUUCCCGCUGACCAAAGAGGAGCCCGUCACUUUUGGCCCUUUCAAAAUCUCCUGUGAAUCGGAACAGGCCAGAACAGAUUACUUUAUAAGGACUUUGAUGGUGCAGUAUGAAAAUGAGUCCCGGAGGUUAACCCAGUUCCACUACAUGAACUGGCCGGAUCACGACGUGCCCUCGUCGUUCGACUCCAUCCUGGACAUGAUCGGGCUGAUGAGGGAGUACCAGGAGAACGACGACGUCCCCAUCUGUGUGCACUGCAGCGCCGGCUGUGGGAGGACGGGUGCUAUCUGUGCUAUUGACUACACAUGGAACCUCCUCAAGGCUGGGAAAAUUCCAGAAGAUUUUAACGUUUUCCGGUUGAUUCAGGAAAUGAGGACGCAGCGGCACUCGGCUGUUCAAACCAAGGAGCAGUACGAGUUGGUCCACAGAGCGAUCGCUCAGCUCUUUGAGAAGCAACUGCAGCUACUGGAGAGCCCGACCAACACACAGAUACACGACGGCAUGGAUGAAAGCAGUCCGGACAAAGCCAGCCAGCAGUCGGACGACGACCGGUGGGACACGCCACCUCCGAAGCCUCCCCGCAUACGCAGCUCCCAGGUCGAAGGUGACGUAAAGGAGGAGAUCCUCCAGCCUCCGGAGCCCCACCCCGUACCCCCGAUCCUGACUCCGUCUCCCCCGUCGGCGUUUCCCACCGUCACCAACGUGCGGCAGGACAACGAUCGCUACCACCCCAAACCGGUCAUCCACGUCCUGGCGACGGCACAGAACAACACGACGCAGAGUAAGGAAGUGGACCAGCAGGAGUCCCAGCCCAGUCCAGACAAACGGAGCAGCCCCUCAGAGCAGAGAGAUCAGGACCUGAUCAACCGAAAGCAGCAGACUCAGGUCUCCAAUCUGGACCUCAACGACAACUACAACAACAAACUGUCCUCCACGUCGGCCAAGUCCGACUCGGGCCACAGUCAGACUCAGACGCCCUCGUCGCCGCUCUCCCCCGCCGUCGAAUGUUCGGGCGCUCCUCGGAUCGAGAGGAAGCUCAGCAUCGAGAUCAAGAAGGUGCCGCUGCAGGAGGGGCCUCGCAGCUUCGACACCUCGUCCUCUCUGGGAGUCGCCGGCGGCGCCAACAGCAGCAGCUGCAUGCUGCAGAGGGGCCACGCCUUCAAGGCCCGCUCCGGCCAAUCGCAGCUCACGUCCAGCUCCUCGCUGUCGGAGGACUCGGGCACGGAGGGAGGAGCGGGCGGCUGUGGGGACGGCCACGCCGACGGAGGCGUCCUGACCAGGCCCAACCACCUCCCCGUGAAGAGCGGAGACAAGGGGGACCCGGCGGCGGGCGACAAGGCGGACGCCAAGGCCGGGCACGCGGCGUGGACGCAGCCCUGCAGCAGCCCGGACAAACUCUUCCCCAAAACGUCCUCGUCCUCGUCCUCCUCCGACCACGUGGCUCCAUCCUCCUCCUCCUCCUCCCACCUGUCCUCGUCCUCGUCCUCGUCCUCCUCCACCCCCGUCAGGACUGCCCUCAGUUUCACCAACCCGCUGCACUCCGACAACUCGGACGAGGAAGGGAACGACGAGAUGACGGGCUCCAAGGAGGGCUACCACACGAACGUAUCCACGGCGACGGCCAUGGUCACCGCCGCCGCCCUCCACGGCGACCAGCCGCCGGUCAGGAAGGUGCUGCCCAUGUCCAUCGCCGGGCAGACCACGCCCUCGCCCACCACAGCAAACUGCUGGGACAGCGACGACUCCCCUCCCCCCCUCCCCGAGAGAACCCCCGAGUCCUUCAUACUGGCCACAGACCCUUCGGAGGUGAGAACGUCUGCGGCGGCUGAAUGGGGAACCUCGCAUCAAGACGUGUCAGAUUGUGUUAAGAAGUCGUCUCUGACCGACUCGGGAUGCGCCGGCAGCACGACGGCGGACGGCAAGCCAGAGCUGGGUGGGGUUCGGUAACCGCUGCCUUCAGCCCAGAGGCCCCCGAGAACCCCCCCUGGAGUGGACGUGAUCAGGAACAGUCCGCCUGCCGCACACUCUCACACAGAAACUCCUUCUGUGUAACGGCGUGCACACACACACACAUACACACACACACACACUCUGAAGACUGAAAGCUUCCUCCUCAGACUCACUGUGCAGAAACAGACUGGUGUUUUUGUCCUCAGCCUGCUGCUGUUGGAGGGUCCUUCCUCUCUCCACGCCGACCCGGUUAGCCCCCCGCCAGCCGCCGGAGGAUUCCCUUUUUGGCUAGACUCGGAGGAGGCCCCGUUGCCUGCCUGAUCAAAGUGUUUCCUCCUCCCGAGGCUAAACAAAAAGGGGAUUCCAGGAGUAAUUCCCAACUCGUUGAAUGAAAAGCGUUCUGGAUGAGCGCUUUGUUUCAUACCAAAUGAAAAGAAAGUUCACUUCUCUUUGUCCUCGACCAGGAAUGAUCUGCAAUCAGAAAAAGGCUGAUUCCUGAGGUUUAGCAACAAUCUUCAAAGCGAAUUUCGAUAAUCUGCCACCCAUGGAGCAACCCUCUGUCUGUACAGGUUGCAUGGGUUCUCUCUCUCUCUCUCUCUCUUUCUCUUCCUCUCUCUUCUCUCCUCUCUUUGUGCUGGUGCUACAUUUUAAAAGAUCUGCAUAGAAACAGCUCGAGCCGACUGUUACCAACACUCACCUGUUUCUCACCUCCCGUGUUCGCCGACGUGAUACCAGAUUCAGGAUUUUUAGAUUUUUACGCUCGCCCUCUCGCUCUCUCUCUCUCUCUCGCUCUCGCUGGAGUCGCAGGUGAACAGAGUUCGGCCUUCAGAGUUCAUUAUUCACUUUUGUCUUCAGGGUUUUUAGUUUCUGUUAACUGUACAAACGCAGAAUCUGAUCACUCAUCGGAGGAUUUCGACCGUAAAUCGCCGAAUCCAAAAUUGAUUUCAUGCCGUUUUGGCGCAUUUCGAAGCAUCUUAAAGAAGGUUUCAUUACAAAAAUAAACAGCGCCACCUGGUGGCCUGCCAUUCAUGGUUUUCAGCGUUCCUGUGUAAGCGUCAAACGUUUCUGGAACAAAAACACGUUUUCGCUUGAAAUGUCUUCCAGUACAUGGGGGCCUGAAAUUCAAUUGAAAGACAAUGCAGGCCAGAAAAAAAAGACAGAAAUCUCAACACGUGAAAUAUUUGCAAGGUAGAAAUGAAACGUGAAGAAGAUGAAAGGCGAUAAAGUGACUCUGUGGCCGAGCUCGGCUCAGCCGCUGCACUCCGGCUCUCACUGCUGGGACCAUGAGCCUGCCUUACUCCGCUUGUCCUCCACUUUGUUUUUCCCAUUCCUCCCGCCGUCUGACGGUCGUCUUUACUCACGGUAAACCUCAGUGUUUCGGAGUAUGAAUGUUACACCUCACCUGAAACACUUGAAUCUCCCCCCCCCCCCCCAUCCGGCCCGCUUCGGUUCCAGGACUACUGUUCUCUCCUCAUCGUCGACUCCUCCUCCUUUAGCUAUCAUGACUUUACAGUAUAUGCAUUGUUUUAUACAGAUCAAGAACUGUACAGGGCAGUCUAGGUAUAUAAUGUUUCAGAUUUUUUUGGUUUGCUGUCUCUUAAAUGUUCCUAUUAACAGAAGAUGUAAGAAAGUCUGUGCAUGAUGACGAUUCCUCCCCUCCACCAUGUUUUUUUUUUUUUUCUUUUUCCCGAAUCUGUAAAUUAUUCUGCUGCCCUUUCGUUUUUUGCUUCUGGCAAAUAUUUCAGGGUUGUUUUUAUUUUAUGCUUAACUAAUUGAGAAAAGAAGUGUGGUUUUAUCGGGUUGGCAGAGGAAAAGAGUAAACUGCCAGCCGCCCCCCCCUCCCCUUCUGAAAACUACACCGGGAUCUGAAAAAGAUUGUAAUAAUAAUAUUAAUGAUGAUAAUAAUAGAAAUGGUUGUUUUUUUUUUUUUUGUAAAUGGUAUUUUAAAAGUUAUUUUUGUAUACGCGGUUGUUUGUUGCGUCACGGACUCACCCGGCAUCCUCUCUCCACCUCUCCGUCUGGACACUUUCCUUUUCCUUCCGUUUGUCCCUUCAAUGAAAAGACGUGUAACCGAGAGGAAUCAAGGAGCCCGUCGUGAUUUUAUUAUUUUUUUUUUUUUCCUCCUCACAUCCCUUCCCCGGUUCUGCCUUUCUUUUUAAUGUCACUAUCAACACUUCACUUAUCCGAGGCCCCCGUUUACAAGACAAGUGACAACGCGAAACCUGUGGCGUGUUUUUUGGGGGUCCGUUUACACGACAACGGCGCUCGGAGAACUUAUUUUGAAAAACGGUGGAAGUUUUAGAAAACACUCUGACUUCAUGAGAACGGUUGGAAGAUGCUACUUUUCGAGAAAAAAAAAAACUCCCGUCUCCACGGAAACGAGGAUGACAACAUUGUUUUCGUCGCCUUUUCCAGGCGAAACUCCUCUGGAGCGAAAAUUGAGGCGUUGUCGUGGAAACGGGGCCCGAAGCGCCUCUAACCUGCCGCCAGCGGUUGAAAGCGUCAGAGCGGGAGCUGGCCGGUCCCGCUCGGCCUCCUGUCGUCCGUUCGCUCCCCUCUUGUCUCGCUCACUCUUCGCUUCGAUCUCAGUAAAGAGCCCACCUGUGCCUUUAGGAGAGAGCCGCCCCUCCCCCGCCCCCGCCCCGCCUCCUCCGAUCAUCGUUUGUGGCGUGAGCGACGCGAUUCGCUGCUGCUUGCUCAUCACCUCCUGUGGGACUCUCAUCAUGCCACGCCCCCCUCUGCCCCCUCCACCCACCUCCUCACACUUAAAACACACACAAAAUGUUUGUAUGUUGCAGAAAUCAAUCAGUAAAAAUGAACAUUAAGUAAA
Messenger RNA from Salarias fasciatus (jewelled blenny), 5693 nucleotides. It is a transcript of the gene ptpn12, whose product is annotated as protein tyrosine phosphatase non-receptor type 12. The record is from RefSeq and is a predicted model, not a curated record. Gene Ontology annotation, molecular function: non-membrane spanning protein tyrosine phosphatase activity. Gene Ontology annotation, biological process: protein dephosphorylation. Lineage: Eukaryota; Metazoa; Chordata; Actinopteri; Blenniiformes; Blenniidae. Gene Ontology annotation, cellular component: cytoplasm; nucleus. The coding region runs from base 476 to 2860 and encodes 794 amino acids. The transcript is spliced from 18 exons.